CUUGGUUGCCUGUCUCGUGCACGUCACAGCCAAUCACCUUCUACUAUUGCAGCUUUGAACCGCCUCCAUUUGCAGUUUUGAGAGAAUUCUUUUGAAGCGGAAAAUUAAAGGUUGGACGGAGUGAGGAGCGAAGAGGGCGGGAAGACCAACCAUACCAACCAUUCGCUGUCCAGGGCCAAAGCCAACAACACCUGAGCAGAACUUGCAGUUGGCCACCACGCCAUCGAAUCAGCCAGAAUGGAGUCUUUGAAGAGGACAGAAUACUACUACGCAAAAGAGAAUGUUCUGCAAAAUGUUGCCGUCUGGGAGUUUCCAAAAGACAAGGACAAGGCGGCACAACCCGCGCCAGGGACGACCAAGUGGCUCAUAUUCAUCCAUGGCGGGGCCUGGCGCGACCCGAGAUCCACCUUCAGCGAGGCAGAGCCGACCAUCAAUGCCCUGCUAGACCCUGCCUCCAAGUGGCACAUGCCCGACGCCCCCUCCCGCAUCGCCGGCUUUGCAUCCCUCAACUACCGCCUCUCGCCCCACCCGGACUUUGCUCAGGACACAGGCACGACGCCCUCAUUCGCAGCUCGUACCGCCCGCCACCCGGACCACCUGGACGACGUGGUGUCGGGGCUGGGAUUCCUGCAGCGGCAGUUUGGCUUUGGCGGCGACUACGUGCUGUUCGGGCACUCUGCCGGCGCGUUCUUGGCGUACCAGGCGCUGCUGGGGCCGGCUCUUUGCUCGCAGCCGGGGCCAGGCGGGGAUUUCGCGCUCCCCGCUGCGGUCGUAGGGUUCGAGGGUAUCUACGACCUGGUCGGGCUCGACGGGCGCAUGGGCGGCGGGUACGCAAGCUUCAUCGAGGCGGCGUUUGGGCGGGAUCGGGAUGGGUGGCGGGACGCGAGCCCCGCGACGGCGGCGGGGAGCUUUGGGGAGUGGGCAGGGCAGGAGGGCCCCCGGCUGGCCGUGCUGGCUCACUCGGCUGAUGACGAGCUGGUGGAUAUGCCUGAGCUGGGGACCAUGGAGGAGAGACUGAGGAGCGAUGGGGUGCGGGACCUGUUGGUGUUUCGGGACCUGAAGGGGGGCCACAUGAAUGUUGUGAGUGAUGGGAGCUUUGCGAGGGUGUUGGUAAGGACUCUGGAUGAGUUGGCAAGGUUGAAGGGCCAAUAGGAGGAGACCUAGAAGCAUCUGGACGUUCUCAUCCUCAGGGUGGCUUUUGCUGAGUGGGUGUUGAUCGUGAGCAUGUAGGAACGGUGUAAGUUGUGGCCCAUGAGCGAGCGGUGUGGGCGGUGGGGCUCAUGUCGUCACGGUAGGAAUGCCACGGAGGGGAAGCGAUGCUCUCAAUAGGAGUUCUGCUCGAUCAAUCCUCCGACGAAGCCCUGGAGGGCUUGCCAGUCUACACCAGCAACAGGCUAUAGGGUGGUACCAAUUUAGAAAGCUGAGUAUGCCC
Molecule: messenger RNA, 1432 nt
Organism: Diaporthe batatas
Lineage: Eukaryota; Fungi; Ascomycota; Sordariomycetes; Diaporthales; Diaporthaceae
Exons: 2
Coding region: 238-1152 (304 amino acids)
Molecular function (GO): arylformamidase activity
Source: RefSeq, a predicted model, not a curated record